UGUAUUGCCAAAAGCCAUGGGGAGACUAUAAGGAAAACACAGCAAUAAAUCCUUGGCUCGUACACGUAGUUUGUUCCCUGGCAUGAAGGAAGAUACAACCACGGUGCUGUGAUAGAACUGCAGAAAUAACUCAAUGCAAUAAAAAGAACAUAUCAGUGAAGACCUCGUCAAAAAUGCAAGGAAAGAGUUUUACAUCUUUCCACCUCUUUACCGUGUAAGUUGACGACGUGAUGAUGUGCCUGGUGGUGCUGAGGUGAUGAAGAUGAUCUACCUGCUGGUGAUGAUGGUGGCAAUAGGGGGUGUGACGUCAUUAAGGUGGGAGGCAUCUGAUAUUUCAUUACAAAGAUGGAGAAAAAUGAAAGAGCUGCAGGAGGACACUAUGUCGCUGACGGUGAAGGCCAACCACAACCAAGUCCUGGUUCUACGAGAGAACACCAUUGUGUACGAACAUGAAGGCUUGGAGAAUGGAUGGGGCGGGGGCGUUCACGUGGUGGUGUUGCACUCCCGGACCGGUAAAUUGAUGCUGGCACGUCGAUUUCGUACCUACCAGCCAGCCGAGCGCCACAACCUGCACGCCUGCCUAGUUUCCCUUCAGUCCGGCCGUGCCCUCAUACUCGUGGGUCAGCCAAACUUCAUGACAUUCCUGGAAAGGAAGGGCGUGGAGGUCCUCGUGGGGGUGGGGUCGAUGCUGGUUCCCCGGGUAGCCGACGGAGAGCCCUGGGGAAUGAUCACCAUCACGGGGCACCCCAGGGGCCUCACUCUGGUUCCCGGCAAGGUACUAGUGGAAGCAGUGGCCACGAAGGAGAUUGGCAGAUCCUCAACAAACCUUCAACUGCAGGUGGACCUCCCCAAGGCCUCGUCAGAUGGGUGGUGCGGCGGGUCGUGGGCGGCGCAGCAAGAGGCCCAGUGGAGGUUCUGUGACACCUAUGAGGGUUAUGGAGAACUGUGUAGGUGUGAGGGACCUUAUACCCCUACCACCCUACCCACUACGCCCCCCAGUAUACCCAUGAGUGAGGAGAUACCGGUAGUGAUUGUGACGGCCAACAAACCUUAUUACCUCUACCGGAUUUUAAAAAAUCUGAAAUCCUUGGCUGGUUCAAAGGAGACUAGAGUACUGGUGGUGGUAGACGGGCCACACCGGGAGACACUGGAGCUGACCAACGUCUUCCAGGUAGAAACUGUCACCCACAUCCCACAGGGCCAACCCAGCCAUAACACCAGGAUCAACAUGAACAUCGCCUUCGCCUUGUACAGCGGGCUGAACAGAUGGCCUCACGUCGACAAGGUCAUUUUGCUCGAGGACGACCUCAUCUUGGCCCCGGACUUACUAAGAUACUUCCACCAGGCGGCGCUGGCGCUGAAUCUCGACCCGACACUUAACUUUGUCAGCGCCUUCGGCCAGAACUCGUAUCCAAAUACUGCUCGCGACUCCUCAACCGUGCUGCGGGCCGAGAUGUACCCACAGUACGGCUGGAUGACCUGCAGGCGCUGGGUCGAGAAUAUACUUCCUCUCUGGGUGCCUCCCGGGCCCGGCCGCGACUGGGACUGGUGGCUGUACACCGAGGGCGCCCGUGCUGGUAUGGAGGCGGUGGUGCCGGAGGUGUCUAGGACGGCUCACGGGGGGUCGGCUGGGGUCCACGUAACGGGCUGGGAGCAGCACCUCUUCUUCAGCACCAGAUUACUAAACCGUCGACCUGACGUAGAACUGAAGCACGUUCACAGACUGGUGGCCAAGAACUACUCUCAUUGGUUCGAGGAUGAGAUACGUCACGCCACCAAGAUUCACCUCCUCGACCACCCCUGCCACGUCCACGUCAUCCCAAAAAACAAGACUGGACCCUUCGUCUUGUACCUGGGUGUGGUGAGCCGCUCAGACCAAUAUCUCAGCUUCUACCUCAUGCAGGCGUGUCUGGGCACCGACGACCAGGAGGUGAAGGAGCUGUAUGAGGGCGUGAUACGGCUUAGGAUUCACCCUUACUCUCACCACCUUACCCACCAGGCCCGCACCUACAACCUCCGCGACCUUCAUGCCCACAACGUCCGACAGGUUCAUACCCUCACCCGUCAAGACUUCACCCUCACGAUGCAGACGGAGGAGGCAUGGCAGGUGUUGUACCUGGUGGGAUGUCCACUAUCUAAGUACUGUCGGUACUCAGCUGGGACUAGUGACUGGGCAGUGCCAGCGAUGCCCAUGGUGCUGGAGGCGAUUAAGGUGGCGCAACAGAGGAGAAUGGCUGACACGUCCAGGAUACAGAGGGUGAGGGUACCAGCGGAGACUUCCGAAGAGGAACUUAUGCUAAACAACUUCAGUGAACCGACUCCCCUAAGAGGCUGACGUCCUGGCUGACACAGUCAGCGUGGUACAGAAGAGAUACAACCGUCAAGCAGUGAAUAUAUUGUUGUGUAUUGCAACACUAAAAAGUUUUCAUUGGAAGGCAGAUGAUGAUUGUCUGGUGAUCUCUGUCUGACAACAAAGUGUAAAUAAAGCCACUGCUUGGGGCUGUGAGAACCAA
Homarus americanus (American lobster) is the source of this 2513-nucleotide messenger RNA. Its product is annotated as protein O-linked-mannose beta-1,2-N-acetylglucosaminyltransferase 1-like. NCBI's taxonomy places the organism in Eukaryota, Metazoa, Arthropoda, Malacostraca, Decapoda, Nephropidae. Bases 257 to 2335 code for a protein of 692 amino acids. The record is from RefSeq and is a predicted model, not a curated record. The transcript has 17 exons. Gene Ontology annotation, cellular component: Golgi membrane. Gene Ontology annotation, biological process: protein O-linked glycosylation via N-acetylgalactosamine. Gene Ontology annotation, molecular function: beta-1,3-galactosyl-O-glycosyl-glycoprotein beta-1,3-N-acetylglucosaminyltransferase activity.